Solea senegalensis (Senegalese sole) is the source of this 4675-nucleotide messenger RNA. It is a transcript of the gene cdk11b, whose product is annotated as cyclin-dependent kinase 11B. The record is from RefSeq and is a predicted model, not a curated record. Gene Ontology annotation, cellular component: nucleus. Bases 120 to 2390 code for a protein of 756 amino acids. Lineage: Eukaryota; Metazoa; Chordata; Actinopteri; Pleuronectiformes; Soleidae. The transcript is spliced from 19 exons. Gene Ontology annotation, molecular function: cyclin-dependent protein serine/threonine kinase activity; ATP binding. Gene Ontology annotation, biological process: protein phosphorylation; regulation of mitotic cell cycle.
CCGGUGUGCCAAAAUACCGCUCCGCGUAUUUCAGGUUUGUUUAAGCGUUUCUCGUGUGCUGUGAAUAACCUCAUGUUUUACUCUAACUAAGCUUUCAAUGCAGCGCAGAGUGGAAGCCGAUGGGGGACGAAAAGGAGACCUGGAAAGUAAAAACUCUUGACGAAAUCCUGCUUGAGAAGAAACGCAGACGAGAAUUAGAAGAGCGAUCAGAUCCCAAGCGCCAGAAAGAUUUCACGCAGGGCCUUGUUCCACAGGCGGAUGAUCGGGAAUCCAAACGAGACACUCCGGAGGAAGGAGAACUACGAGAUCAAAGAAUGGAAAUAACAAUUCGUAAUUCCCCAUACACACGGGAAGACUCAACAGAGGACAGAGGUGAGGAGGAUGAAUCACUAGCAAUCAAGCCUCCACAGCAGAUGGCCAGGAAAGACAAAUCUCACCACAGAAAGGAAGAGAAGAGAAAAGAUAAAAGACGUCAUCGCAGUCACUCUGGUGAAGGAGCAGUGAAAAAUGUGCGACCCAAAGACAAAGAAAAAGAGCGAGAGAGUGAUCGCAGGAAACGUCAGUGGGAAGAAGACAAAGCCCGGCGAGACUGGGAAAGGCAGAAACGGAGGGAAGAGGCCAGAGCUCAUUCACGAAGAGAGAGUGUGUUUGUGGUUACCCCCCACAGAGAACGUCUGGAGCAGGCAGAGCGCCAGCGUGAGCGAGAUCGAAAACUGCGUGAACAGCAAAAAGAGCAACGGGAGCUCAAGGAUCGGGAGAGGAGGGUCGAAGAGCGACGCAAAGAAAGGGGUGCUCGGCGAGAAGUUCCAUCUCACCACCGGAUGCUACCAGACGAGUAUGGUGGUAAGACAAAACAAAGUCACCACAGUCGCAGUCCUACUCGUGAUCCCAGAGACCGAUCUGAACAUGGUGAACAGAGGAAAAGUGCAACAUUAAAGGAGGAGAAACCCGACCUCAAAGACCUGCUCGCGGAUCUCCAGGACAUCAGUGACAAUGAAAGGAAGACCAGCACAGCAGAAUCCUCCAUGGCGUCAGGGUCAGGCUCUGAAGAAGAUGAUGAUGAAGAUGAAGAGGAGUCCAGCAGCCAGAGUGAAGGUGGACAGGAGGAAGGAGAAGAGGAGGAGGAAGAGGAGGAGGAGGAGUCUGUCUCAGGCUCAGGAAGGUCUGAGCAAAGUGCAGAGGAUGUAAGUGAAGAUGAGCAUUCAGAUGAAGACUUUGAAGACGAGAGGGAAAAUGGAAAUCACAUUCCAGCAGUGCCAGAGUCCCGCUUUGACCAUGAUUCGGAAGAGGAUGGGGAAGAUAUGGAGGAAGAGGAUGAGGAUGAAGCAGGAGAAGCUGACCCCACUCCUCAGUCUCAGGCCCACACACCCUCCCCGACUCCUGAAGAGAACUACAUCCCUGACUCCCCACCUAUUUCACCUGUGGAGCUGAAGAAGGAGUUGCCCAAAUAUCUGCCAGCUUUACAGGGUUGUCGCAGUGUUGAAGAAUUCCAGUGUCUGAACCGAAUAGAGGAGGGAACGUAUGGUGUUGUGUACAGAGCCAAAGACAAAAAGACUGAUGAGAUUGUGGCACUGAAAAGGCUAAAGAUGGAGAAAGAGAAGGAGGGCUUUCCCAUCACCUCUUUAAGAGAAAUCAAUACGAUUCUGAAAGCUCAACACCCAAACAUCGUCACAGUAAGGGAAAUUGUUGUUGGCAGCAAUAUGGACAAGAUCUACAUUGUGAUGAACUAUGUAGAACAUGACCUGAAAAGCCUGAUGGAAACCAUGAAGCAGCCCUUCCUGCCAGGUGAAGUAAAGACUCUGAUGAUUCAGCUGCUUCGUGGAGUCAGACAUCUCCACGAUAACUGGAUCCUGCACCGGGAUCUGAAGACGUCUAAUCUGCUGCUGAGCCACAAGGGCAUCCUCAAGAUUGGAGACUUUGGUUUGGCGCGGGAGUAUGGUUCCCCACUGAAGCCCUACACUCCCAUAGUGGUGACCCUGUGGUAUCGCUCACCUGAGCUGCUGCUUGGGGCCAAGGAGUACUCCACAGCUGUGGACAUGUGGUCAGUGGGCUGCAUAUUUGGCGAGCUCCUAACCCAGAAACCACUUUUCCCCGGAAAGUCUGAGAUUGACCAAAUUAAUAAGAUUUUCAAGGAUCUGGGGUCACCCAGUGAGAAGAUCUGGCCUGGCUACAACGAACUGCCAGCUUUGAAGAAGAUGACUUUCACAGAAUAUCCAUACAACAACCUGCGAAAGCGAUUUGGAGCGCUGCUCUCAGACCAGGGCUUUGACCUCAUGAACAACAGGCAAAGAAGAAAUUGGUGUGGUCACCUGGGUCUUGCAUUUCCACUAAUGCCAAUCAGAGAUAAAGCCAAUAAAAUCCCACCUGCAUUGCACAGUCAUUUGAUGUAGAAGUGAGUGCCAAUUCAACACAUUGUCAUUGGUCAAAAACCCAUUUAAACUCUUUAGUUCACCUCGCCCUUUCCCAAGCGAGUCAGGGAACUACGGUGGCAUUUACACAUCACAAACAGCAUUGAUAUUUUUCCUUUGUGACUUCUCUUGUACACAUUUACUUCAAAACCUGAAACAGAAGCUCUGUUCGGUUUGUUAUAGAAACAUGGCAGCCUGUGUAAAGCAAGAAUGUUGUUUAAAGUAAUAAAACCAAUAAACCGUCUUAUAUGCUACACACUGGACCUUUAAAGCUAUCUAUUUUAAUAGAAGAUAAAAGGCAGGUUAAUUUGAAGUCUCCCUGCUGUUUAUAAAAGAUCUCUAAGUGUUGAAAAUGUCCCAUUUUGCCUGCUUUUCAUGUAUUUGGUUGUAUCAACCUCAAAUAUCAGUACUUUGGAUCAAUACAGUGCUGCUCUGUCAGAUUCUGUUGCUCCUUUCAGAGCUUCAUAUUUAGUCAAUCCAUUUCUGGCAAGCUGACUUAAAACAUGACAACGGCAGUGGACUGGUAAUUCAUCAGCAUACCUCAGCAGCAGUCAUGUUCCAUCCUCCUGUUCUGUUUUCUCCCACACAUGCAUGCACACUCACCAUGGUGAUGCUCCACUCUACAAGAAAAUGUUUUCGAAAAACACACCGUAAACACAGAAAAUAAUCUCACACAGACAGUGAUAGGUUCAUAAUUCUUUCUUGCACAUUCCACAGAUCAGCAUUGUUCAGUUACUACAAAGAGCAGAGAUGCAUUUUCUCCACUCUCCUCUCUCAAAUCCUCAGCCACCCACAGACACUUUUGCCUACACCUACAAAUGACAAAACCACACCACUGGCUCUCCUCACAGCUGCAGAGGAUGGUAACAACAUGGCCACUGUGUUGCCAGAGGAUCACAGUUCAGUGGAAGUUUGGCACCUUGUCACCGCUGCUGAAACCUUCCAGCUGCCAGGAGACUCAUAAAGUAUUUACUCAGGGGCAGAUUCAGACUGCAGGAGGUCAACACCUUAGACUCACUGUGUAAAACUUCAGAACAGUAUGGUAAAGGUUUGGAGAUUUCCAUGCUCUGGCCACAGGACACCUUUUAAAGUGGCACCUGGUGAGGUUUUCUGCUGCUGUUGUGGGUUUAGUGAUGGUCGUUCUGCAUAGCUUGGUUGUAAUGAGUGAUUAUUUGAGUUACUGUAGCAUUUGUAUAAACAAGUCUGAGCACUCUCCACCAAAAAGACAUUUUCAUUCACAGAACUGGAUAUUUUUUCUUUUUUGGACCAUUCUCUGUCAACUCUAGAAAUGGCUGUAAAUGAAAAUCAAUGCAAGUACAUUUUCUGACUAGGAAGCUGUGAAUCUACAACUUCAGGCUACAAUGCUAAUUAACUUAAAAAUAUUUAGCUUAUUUUACAUGCAUUUAUUAUGAUGUGUAAGUUUUCUCUGGAGGAUGAGGAGGAAAAUUGUUAGUAAAUCAGUAAGUUGAAGGAGUCGUAAUGCUGCAGGUCUGGAAUAAUGUCCACUCUGGCUGUUUCCAUACUCGUGCAAAGCACCCAGGGGUAUUGUAAGGAUCAGAUAUAUUCAGUCUGUUCUGUGAUACGUUGCUGAAUCUCUGGAUUUAAAGUGUGCAGUGAUCUCUUCAAGCUUGAAAACAGCACUGGUGCCGUUAUUUUUUCAGAAGCUUGACCAAACUGUUCAAAAUUCAAAGUUGUCUUUGUUACCCAUGAGGGGAAAAUUGAAGCACAGUCAGCGGCAACCAAAAAUAAAUAAAAAUAGACAAGAUGUCAUGAGUCGCGUGACUUGCUUGACUAUAAACUUGCUUGAGUUUUUGUGAGGUCUACUGUUACCCAAACAUGUAAAUGAGGGCAAGUCGAGACAAGAAAUCUCAGAUACUACAAUUGAAUUUAUCUGGCCAUGUACGCGCAGGCAGUAAUGCUUUGCACGGACACAGAAGGCGUACCUAAUAUAGUGGCCAGUCAGUGUAGGUUUGUAGGUAGAUAUAACAGCUGUUAAGGAAUAUCACACCUGUCUGUGUCCAGUAGUGUUUGAAUGUUGAGGCGCAAACUCACAGGCACAGGAAGCACAUGCACAUUCUUUGACUUUGAAAGCAAACAGUCAUUUAGACACAAGUGGAGGAUUAUCUCCUUCAAAUGCCUGCGUUGGUCCCCACUGGCACAGGAAGACGAGCCCUCCCACAAUGAACAAACAUUAUGAGCCGCCUGUGUUUCUUGAAUGAAAUGUCUCUUAGGUGUGUUAGCAUCUUUACAUGAACUCUGCCACUGUU